Cheilinus undulatus (humphead wrasse) is the source of this 1485-nucleotide messenger RNA. Its product is annotated as solute carrier family 2, facilitated glucose transporter member 11-like. Gene Ontology annotation, biological process: monosaccharide transmembrane transport. Gene Ontology annotation, cellular component: membrane. The transcript has 12 exons. The record is from RefSeq and is a predicted model, not a curated record. Gene Ontology annotation, molecular function: hexose transmembrane transporter activity. NCBI's taxonomy places the organism in Eukaryota, Metazoa, Chordata, Actinopteri, Labriformes, Labridae. Bases 1 to 1485 code for a protein of 494 amino acids.
AUGGACGGUGCAUCAGGAAAGCUGCAGUACUGGAGGCUUUAUCUGUUGACAUUGGUGUUGGGAAUUGGAGGAUCUUUUCAGUAUGGGAUUCAAGUUUCAGUCAUCGCUUCUCCAGCUGUGCAUGUUCAGAGUUUUGUGAACUACACGUGGCUGUCCAGGUACGGGACCCCUGUUGACGAUUCUACAAACCAGCUCAUGUGGUCCUUCAUCGUGGCCAUACUGAGUCUUGGAGCCUGGGCUGGGGCCGUACACAGCGGCAGCCUGCCUGUCACUUAUGGCAGGAAAAAAGCUCUGUUGUUCAACAAUGUAGUGGCAACUGUUGCUGCUCUUCUCAUGCUCUUCAGUCGCAUGGCCAAGUCGUUCGAGAUGAUCUUCUUUGGGCGAUUUCUCUAUGGAUAUAAUGUUGGUCUUGGUCUAAGUGUACACCUCAUGUAUAUCGGGGAAUGUUCGCCAAAGAAGCUCAGAGGCUUCCUGACACUUACCUGUUCAAUCUUCAUUGGAUUUGGAAAAAUAAUGGGUCAAAUCAUUGGCAUCAAGGAGAUGAUGGGUACAGAGGAGAUGUGGCCGUUUCUCUUAGCUAUAAGUGGUGUUCCAGCCAUUCUGCAGUUUGUGACCCUGCCUUUUUUCCCUGAGGCACCUCGCCACCUUUACAUUGACAAAGGAGACACUGAAGGCAGUAAAAAAGCCUUACAGUGGCUGUGGCAGGAGGACGACUUAAAGCAGGAGCUUGAGGACAUGGAGAAGGAGAGACAGAGCACACAGGGAGAGAAGAAGAAGACAGUGAUGGAUGUCCUUACCUCACGCUGUGUGAGGUGGCAGCUGCUGACUCUGGCCAUCCCCUGUGCUGGCGUUCAGUUCUGUGGCAUCAAUGCACUGUAUUUCUAUGCCUUUGACAUCUUCCAUGAGUCAGGAGUACCUGAGGACCAGAUGCAUUACUUGGCCAUUGGCAUUGGGGCUACUGAGCUCAUCGGUGUCACACUAUGUUCUUUCCUAAUAGAUCGUGCAGGCAGAAAGAAGCUGAUGGGUUACGGCUAUCUGCUGAUGGGCAUCACCAUGUCUGUGCUCACCGCCAUGCUGUCUAUAAAGCAUUUGAAUUCAUGGAUCCCGUACGUGAACAUCGCUCUGAUCUUCUGUGUAAUCUGUAUUUAUGGACUUGGACCUUCUGGAGUGUCUAUGGCCCUCCCUGCUGACCUCUUCCUACAAGCCUGGCGUCCUUCUGCGUACGUCAUCAGUGGGACCAUCAACUGGCUGGGCAUGUUUCUGAUAGGGAUGUCGUUUGGCUUCAUUGUGGAAGGACUCGGGCAGUUCUGUUUCCUGAUCUUUGUGGCAUACUCUGUUUUUAGUGCAGCGUUUCUGUUAUUUUUCGUCCCAGAGACCAAAGGGAAGACGAUGGUGGAGAUUACAGAGGACUUCAACAAACUGAACUACAAGAACAGGGCUGCUGAUGCUGAGAGGACUGAAAUAGAUCUUGCAACUAAAUUCUAA